AUGUCUCGGGCCCGCUUCCAGACCAAGUACAAGCGCAGACGUCAGGGCAAGACCGACUACUAUGCCCGCAAGCGCCUGAUCACCCAGGCCAAGAACAAGUACGGUGCCCCCAAGUACCGUCUUGUGGUCCGCUUCACCAACCGGGACAUCAUCAUGCAAAUUGUCACCUCCGAGAUCACCGGUGAUAAGGUCUUCUGCGCUGCCUACUCCCACGAGCUGCCCGCCUACGGCAUCACCCACGGCCUCACCAACUGGGCUGCCGCCUACGCCACCGGUCUCCUGAUCGCCCGCCGCACCCUCUCCAAGCUCGGCCUCGACAAGACCUUCACUGGUGUCGAGGAGGCCGACGGUGAGUACACCCUCACCGAGGCUGCCGAGACCGACGAUGGCGAGCGCCGCCCCUUCAAGGCCAACCUCGAUGUCGGUCUGCACCGCACCUCCACCGGUGCCCGUGUCUUCGGUGCCAUGAAGGGUGCCUCCGACGGUGGCAUCCUCGUCCCCCACUCCGAGAAGCGUUUCCCCGGUUACGACAUGGAGAGCAAGGAGCUCGACGCCGAGACCCUGAAGAACUACAUCUUCGGCCAGCACGUCGCUGAGUACAUGGAGACCCUCGCCGACGACGACGAGGAGCGCUACAAGUCCCAGUUCCAGCAGUACAUCGACGACGACGUCGAGGCCGACGGCCUCGAGGAGCUCUACUCCGAGGCCCACGCCGCCAUCCGCGAGGACCCCUGGAAGAAGCCCGAGCGUGCCAACACCAAGACCAAGGAGGAGUGGAAGGCCGAGUCCAAGAAGUACAAGACCCAGCGCCUCACCAAGGAGCAGAAGGAGCAGCGCGUCAAGGAGCGCAUUGCCGAGCUCCGCGCCGAGUAA
This is a messenger RNA of Colletotrichum graminicola M1.001, 873 nucleotides long. Its product is annotated as ribosomal L18p/L5e family protein. NCBI's taxonomy places the organism in Eukaryota, Fungi, Ascomycota, Sordariomycetes, Glomerellales, Glomerellaceae. The record is from RefSeq and is a predicted model, not a curated record. Gene Ontology annotation, biological process: translation; ribosomal large subunit assembly. The transcript has 2 exons. Bases 1 to 873 code for a protein of 290 amino acids. Gene Ontology annotation, molecular function: structural constituent of ribosome; 5S rRNA binding. Gene Ontology annotation, cellular component: cytosolic large ribosomal subunit; ribosome.